Messenger RNA from Hypanus sabinus (Atlantic stingray), 3906 nucleotides. RefSeq names its product leucine rich repeat containing 1 (gene lrrc1). Gene Ontology annotation, molecular function: protein binding. The record is from RefSeq and is a predicted model, not a curated record. Gene Ontology annotation, cellular component: postsynaptic membrane; adherens junction; postsynaptic density. Gene Ontology annotation, biological process: neurotransmitter receptor transport, endosome to postsynaptic membrane; neurotransmitter receptor transport postsynaptic membrane to endosome. Lineage: Eukaryota; Metazoa; Chordata; Chondrichthyes; Myliobatiformes; Dasyatidae. The transcript is spliced from 14 exons. Bases 343 to 1917 code for a protein of 524 amino acids.
AGUUAGAAAGAGGGAGUGUAUGUUCCGGUUCAGGAAUCGAGGGAGAGGAAACAGAAAAGGGGGACGGUAGAAAGAAAGAGAGGAGAGCAGAGGAGCUAUGUGAAGCAGAAAGAGAGUGAGAAACGUGAAGAGCAGGGCAAAAUUCAUCUCACUGGGAGCAACAGGCGGGAUUUAAAGAGACUUAUUUAUGUUGAGGUUACUGUGCUUUGCUUUGCGCCUUCCUUGCGUCCUGUGCUGCGGGAGGCGGUUGGAGUGUGGUGCCUGAAGCUCGGGAGCCCGGAGUACUGCAGCCGAACUGUCCCCCACCUCUCCCCUCUCCCCAGCCCUGCGAUCCCGAAGACCAUGUUCAACUGCAUUCCUCUCUGGCGAUGCAACCGGCAUGUCGAGGCGGUGGACAAGCGACACUGUUCGCUCCUCGCCGUGCCCGACGAGAUCUACCGCUAUAGCCGGAGCCUGGAGGAGUUACUACUCGACGCCAACCAGCUGCGAGAACUGCCCAAACCAUUCUUCCAGCUGGUGAAGUUACGAAAACUUGGACUAAGCGACAACGAAAUCCAGCGACUUCCCCCUGAGAUAGCAAACUUCAUGCUGCUAGUAGAGUUGGAUCUUUCUCGAAAUGAUAUAAUGGAAAUUCCCGAAAGCAUCUCAUUUUGCAAAUCAUUGCAAGUAGCAGACUUUAGUGGCAAUCCCUUAACCAGGUUACCUGAAAGCUUUCCUGAACUGCGAAAUUUGACGUGUCUCUCGCUGAAUGACAUCUCACUGCAGGCGCUGCCAGAGAAUAUUGGAAAUCUUUUGAACCUGGCAUCUCUUGAACUACGGGAAAACUUGCUGACGUUGCUACCAGAAUCACUUUCUCUUCUCUGCAAACUGGAAGAAUUGGACCUUGGUAACAAUGAACUAUAUCAUCUGCCGAGGAGUAUUGGAUCACUUUCAAACCUGAGGGAUCUGUGGUUGGAUGGGAACCAGCUGGUUGAAGUACCUAUGGAAAUUGGAAACCUGAAGAACUUGGUGUGUUUAGAUGUGUCAGAAAAUAAACUGGAGAAACUCCCGGAAGAGAUUAGUGGACUCCAUUUGCUCUCGGAUCUGCUGGUUUCACAGAACCAGUUGGAAUUCUUGCCAGAUGGCAUCGGAAAACUAAAGCAGCUUUCAAUCCUAAAACUUGAUCAAAAUCGUUUAGUUCACUUGACUGACGCUAUUGGAGAAUGUGGAAACCUUACAGAACUCGUGCUCACAGAAAAUAAGCUGGAGGGUUUACCCAGGAGCAUUGGAAAGUUGCGAAAGCUGACCAAUUUUAAUGUGGACAGAAACAGACUGAUUUCCAUUCCCAAAGAGAUUGGUGGUUGCUGCAGCCUCACUGUCUUCAGUCUCCGCGAUAACAGAUUAACAAGGAUCCCUCCAGAAAUCUCACAAGCGACUGAACUUCAUGUGCUGGACAUAGCUGGGAACAGGUUGAUGUUCUUGCCUUUAUCAUUGAUCACCUUGAAACUGAAGGCCCUUUGGUUAUCGGAGAACCAGUCCCAGCCGCUGCUAACUUUCCAGACGGAGAUUGAUGCAGGAACGAGAGAGAAGGUUUUGACCUGCGUUUUGCUUCCUCAGCUGCCUCCUGAACAUAACAACCAUGAUAAUUUGCCACGCUGUACUGCACUGGAGAGCCUGGUGACUGACGUUUCUGAUGAAAUGUGGAAUGAACGUGCCAUGAACCGAAUCAGUGCAAUACGCUUCCUAGAUGAUCAGGAUGAUGAUGACGAUGAAGAAAAGGGUACCCUGCUACGGAGAGCCACUCCACAUCCUGGGGAAUUGAAGACCAUGAAAAAGACGGCAGAGAACUUGAGAAAUGAGAUGAAUGCUGCUAAAGCACUGGACUCCAACAAAAAUGAGGUCAAUAACGCCACUCAAAGAUUAACCACUUCCGUAUAGAGUUUUACCUCAAGCUCUCACCUUGUGUGUCUCCCUGACUCUCUCAGCCGUCGUGACAAACCCUUCCUUGGAAUUGUUCCCUUCUGUUUGCACAAGCCAACCCCAUGUGAUUUUUGUCUCAUGUCACCAACUACAGCCUGGAAGAAAGUGCCUUGCUUCCCCACAGUGAUUGCACCAAUUGAUCCAAAGGCAUUCUGCACAAUGUAAUCAUGUUUUUCCCAAAAAAAAUCUUUUUAUAUGUGUAUAUAAAUAUAAAUAUAUAUAUAGGUAGAUGCACUACUGUAUAGAAUUUAGAAAUCCUUGCUUAUAAUUUCGUUAAACACAGGGUGAACUCUUUUUUUUAAGAAAAGGUAUAUUUUUGGGGGUGUUUGGACCUGCUGAAAAAUAAUUGUACAGUUUUAUGUGAAAUUUGAUACUUUUUAUACAGUUUGGCAGCUUGGAUUGUAUAAAUUUUACAUUUUGUGUAUAGCGAGUUUAAUAAUGGUAAUGCAGGUUUAUGAAUAUCGUUCCGCUAUGGUACACGUUUUUAUUAGUUGUAAAAAUCAGUUCUUACUUUCCUGAAUCAUCCACAGACCAUCUUGAGUGACUUUUGUCUCCUUACCACUGCCCUCCCCUACCUUUGUUUUGAAUUGAUUUGCUCAAUAUGGCAAGGAUACCAGACUCAUAUGCUGGCCUUGUAACUGACAAGUAUAGUUUUUUCUUUUCAUAAGGGGAUGAUAGAGAAACGUACUAGGGCUUGAGUAACUCCUAAGCCAUGUCCUGCUGAACAAAUGGUAUCUUCGCCAAACAAUUAUGGUGAAACCAACACUCUAUAUAUUGAGUCAUAGAACACUACAGCACAGAAACAGGCCCUUUGGCCCAUCUGGUCUGUGCCAAACCAUAAUUCUCCCUGUUCCUAUUGACCUGCAUCUGGGCCAUAUUCUUGCAUACCUGCCCCAUCCAUGCACUGAUUGCUCUUAAAUGUUACAAUCAAAUCUGCAUCUACCCACAUCCACUAGAGACUCAUUCCACACUCUCAUAUCCUUCUGACUGAAGAAGUUCUUAAGUCUUUCACGCUUGACCCUUAACCCAUAACCUCAGUGCUGUCACUGAAGGUCAGUGUGCAAAAAGCCCCUUUCGACACCAUUCCACCUCUGAUGCCACCUCUUACUUACUUUCUAUUUUCUCUCGGGGGUACCCUGCUACAGUCUAGUUGUAGUCUCACCCAAUCUCCGGGGAAAAAAACCUACUUGCAAUAUCCUUUGUAUACCCCUAUCAAAUCUCCCCUUAAGUUCCUAUACUCCAGGGAAUGAAGUCCUAACCUCACAUGCUCUUUCUCUGCGGUCUUUCAAUCUUAAUGAUAUUUUUCUUGUAAGUAGGUGACCAGAACUGCACACAAUACUCCAAAUUGGGUUUCACCAGUGUCUUGUACAGCUUCAAAAUUGUAUCCCAAUUCCUGUACUUAGAAUGUUGAUUUAUGAAGGCCAGUUGCCAAAAGUGGUUUUAUGACCCUAUCUUAUUGAUAUCUUUCCUGGAGGUAUGUGACCAGAGCUGCACACAACAUGGUUACUUCUCAUCCGUGUCACCCCUUCCAUAUGUCCCUCUCCACACCCACUGCAUCUCCUUUCAACUGGACUUAGUUAGUAAUUGUGAACGGUUUUGUCAUAUGUGAAACCUGCCGUGAUUUUAUAAUUUUUAAUCAAAUAUUGCACAGGAAAGUUUAAGAUUUGUCUUUACAAUAAAUUAAGGCUUUUUGCCGACCAUUCCUAACCACUGAUGUAUAAAAUUUGGUAUUAGUCUUUCAAGAAAGAAGGCUAUUUUCCAAAUGAAUUUAUUUUCUGCAGGUACUAAGAAAUCUCUCUGUUGUCACGGUGACAGAUAGCUGUGGCCUCUGUUGAGGUAGAUUGUGGACAUAAAUCUUCAGUGGUUUAUGGGCAUUGCCAAACAGUGAUUGCUAUGGACCUCAGCCGCUUGGUGUUGAAUUUAACUAAUUAAAUUACCUACUCUGUU